Molecule: messenger RNA, 1801 nt
Organism: Durio zibethinus
Lineage: Eukaryota; Viridiplantae; Streptophyta; Magnoliopsida; Malvales; Malvaceae
Product: amidase 1-like
Source: RefSeq, a predicted model, not a curated record
AUCCAUAUCCUGCCAAUUCGCAUCCCUAGUUUUGGACGGUAUUAUAACGUUGGAUUGUUAGUCCAACUCCAAACGAGUUACAGUACAACAAUUUUUCCACAAAAUUGAUGCAGACAGCGCACCUAACAUGGGACUUGGAAAUUGGAUGUGAAAUUCUCUGCUCAGGAAAGGACAUUACUGGAUCAGCCUACUAUUCACAGACAGCAUAGAGAGAGAGAAAGAGAGAGAGCAGUAACAUACAUGGCAGAAAGCUUGGAGUAUGGAGCUUUCAUGGAGAAAUUUACUCUUCGACCAGGUCCUUCACCUCUCGAUCAUCACCAACUCCCCUUGAGUGGCCUCACUUUUGCUGUUAAAGACAUAUUUGAUGUGGAUGGAUAUGUAACUGGCUUUGGAAACCCUGACUGGGCAAGAACUCAUUCAGCUGCCACAUCUACGGCACCAGCUGUGUUGGAUGUCUUAAGGGCUGGGGCAACUUGUGUUGGAAAAACUAUCAUGGAUGAAAUGGCAUACUGCAUUUAUGGAGAAAAUAAGCAUUAUGGCACUCCCAGGAAUCCAUGUGCACCAGAUAGGGUGCCUGGAGGAUCUUCCAGUGGCUCUGCUGUUGCAGUAGGUGCAAUGCUGGUGGACUUCUCCCUAGGAACUGACACUGGAGCAAGUGUGAGACUCCCUGCAUCAUAUUGUGGAAUUCUUGGGUUUAGACCUUCACAUGAUACUGUCUCCACUGUUGGAGUUCUUCCUUUCGCACAAAGUUUCGAUACUGUGGGAUGGUUUGCUAGGGAUCCUGUGAUUUUGAAUCUAGUUGGACGUGUUCUGCUGCAUUUGCCUGAUGCGGAUCCUACCAGACCUACUCAGAUUAUUAUUCCAGAGGAUUGUUUCUGCCUAUCAAGUGUUCCAAGUGAAAGAACAGCUCAAAUUCUUGUUAAAUCAGUUGAGAAGCUCUUUGGAGGUCAAUUUGUAAAGCAUGUAAUCCUUGGAGACUAUGUCAAGGACAAUGUGCCAAGUCUGCAGCAUUUCAUGGAUAAGGAAAAUGAAGGCCAAGAGUAUGAUAUACCAUCCUUGGCAGCUCUUUCAAGUGUAAUGCAGUUGCUUCAAAGGUAUGAAUUUAAGAGUAAUCAUGCUGAAUGGGUCACCAAAGUGAAUCCUGAUUUAGGUCCAGGAAUAUCUGGGCGGGUAUGGAAAGCCAUUAGAACAACACAGGAAAACAUUGACAUCUGCAAUUCUGUGAGAAGUGAAUUACGUGCUGCACUUACUGCUCUGCUUGGGGACCAUGGCAUCCUAGCUAUCCCCACAGCUCCAGGGGAUCCACCAAAACUACAAACUGAUCCAGCCACACUGGCAAGAUUUCGUGCUAGGGCUUUUAACUUGCUCUCCAUUGCAGGAUUAUCUGGAUUCUGUCAGGUAAGCAUACCUCUGGGAAUGCAUAAUAAUCUUCCCGUGUCAAUCUCCUUGCUAGCAAAACAUGGUUCAGAUGCAUUCCUGCUCAGUAUUGUUGAGACUUUAUAUGACACCCUCAAGGGAGAAAUUGCAAUGCUGAGAGAAUGAGUUGGAUUCAAUCUGUUUUUUAUAUUUCGGCAAGUUUAUGUUCUUUUAUAACAAAACUAGGCAUGUUGUGCCAGUGCCACUCAGUUAAUUGGAUUGGGAUUAUAAUAUGUGAGCAUGAAAAUGUUAGAGGACGUUUUGUUUCCAUCCAUAUAUAUUUAAUAAUUGAGAAUGGAAAACUUCCAGUCCAUGGAAACUGUAGAUACUCAAAACUGAUUAAAAUUAUGUAGGUAUAUAAUUAUGAACAGUAUCAAUUAUUGUU